AGCGCGGUAACCAUGGCAGGUGAAGACUGUGUCAGAAAACGCCAGUCUGGCUCCGCGGCAGCCUGCAAGGCCCCUGAGAAUGAGGAAACACAGAGGAGACCUGAGAGCGAGAGGUCAUUUCAAAACGCAAGCAAUGGCCGAAUUGAUGUUGACCACGUGAUAACAAGGAAAAUGCAGCUAAUAGCAGAAGCAGAGCAACUGAAGCCAGUUUUCAUGAAGGAAGUGGACAGUCACUUCACAGAGUUCGUGAACAGUUUGGUGGCAAAAUCGGCACUCCUGGAUUCCUCAUCUCCAGCCUCUCUCUUCCCAGCUUCCUGCGCAGAGAAGGAACUGCACAAAGCCAAGAACUCAAGGGCCCCUCCAGAACAUGGGAAGAUCUUUACUUCCAGGAGGUCCCUCUUGGAUGAGCUGUUUGAAGUGAGUCACAUCAGGACAAUCUACCACAUGUUCAUCGCUCUUCUCAUUGUCUUCAUCCUCAGUACACUUCUAGUAGACUUCAUUGAUGAAGGAAGGCUGGUCCUAGGAUUUGAUCUCCUGGUCUUUGUUUUUGGGAAGUUCCCAGUUGUCUUCUGUACUUGGCUGUGCAUGUUCAGUGCCACAGUCGUUAUUCCAUACAACCUCUUUGUCUGGUGGGCCCAAGGCUAUUGCAGUUCCUCCCAUCGUGUCGUCCGAUCUCUCUUCUAUGGGAUGUUGUUCACACUGUUCCAAAUAGUUGGGCUUGGCAUUGGACCAACCUAUGUUGCUAUAUCCUAUGCCCUGCCUCCAGCUUCCCGUUUUAUUGUGAUCCUGGAACAGGUUCGUCUUGUUAUGAAGGCUCAUUCCUUCAUCCGGGAGAAUGUACCCAGAGUCCUGUCCUCUGGAAAGGACAAGCCCAGCACAGCUCAUAUUCCCAGACUUUCUCAGUACCUGUACUUCCUCUUUGCUCCCACCCUCAUCUACAGAGACAACUAUCCCAGGAAUCCCACGAUAAGAUGGGGCUAUGUAGCUACCAAGUUUGCACAGGUGCUUGGUUCACUUUUCUAUGCCUACUACAUCUUUGUGAGGCUCUGCAUCCCUCAGUUUCGCAACAGCAGUCAAGAAACCUUCAAUCUUCGCGGGCUGGUCCUCUGCAUCUUCAACUCCAUUCUACCAGGUGUACUGAUUCUCUUCCUGGUGUUCUUUGCGUUCCUUCACUGUUGGCUCAAUGCGUUUGCCGAGAUGCUGCGCUUUGCAGACAGGAUGUUCUACAAGGACUGGUGGAAUUCCACAUCCUAUGCAAACUACUACCGAACGUGGAACGUGGUAGUACACGACUGGCUCUAUUACUAUGCCUACAGGGACUUCCUUUGGUUUUUUGGUAAGAAGUUCAGAGCAGCAGCUAUGCUGUCUGUCUUCACUGUGUCAGCUGCUGUGCACGAGUAUGUCCUGAGCAUCUGCUUUGGCUUCUUCUAUCCAGUUCUCUUUUGCCUGUUUACAUGCUUUGGAGUGGUCUUCAACUUCACCCUCAAUGACCGUCGGAAAGGUCCCUUCUGGAAUGUGAUCAUGUGGACUUCCCUCUUCCUGGGCCAAGGUGUCAUCAUCUGCCUCUACAGCCAGGAGUGGUACGCACGCCAGUACUGCCCUACGGAAAACCCCACAUUCCUGGACUACCUGAAGCCACGCUCAUGGUCGUGUCAUACGAAGAUGUAAAAGUGCUGUGCCCUGGCUGUGUUGUCACAGAAAAUCAGAGUUGCCCUCCAAGUACUUGGACCAAUGAUCUAACUCACUACAGACUUUUUCUAAGGGAAGUUGUGCCUCCUGAUUCUUGGGGAGAAACUGUAAUUUUUUUAAAACAUUUGCUGGAGCAAACCAGUUGACCUGGAUUGCAACAGACUUCCUAGGCAGCAUCGAUUGCAUGCUGUCCCACUUUGAGCCAUUUCCAUGCCAGUAAAACAUUGAGCUGAAGGUGGAGUUUACUGGAAUCCUACUCAUCCAGGGGUCCUCCCAAGUUGCUGCUCUCUGG
Messenger RNA from Acanthisitta chloris (rifleman), 1981 nucleotides. It is a transcript of the gene SOAT1, whose product is annotated as sterol O-acyltransferase 1. Gene Ontology annotation, molecular function: fatty-acyl-CoA binding; cholesterol binding; cholesterol O-acyltransferase activity. The transcript is spliced from 15 exons. Gene Ontology annotation, biological process: cholesterol efflux; cholesterol metabolic process. The record is from RefSeq and is a predicted model, not a curated record. Gene Ontology annotation, cellular component: endoplasmic reticulum membrane. Bases 13 to 1668 code for a protein of 551 amino acids. Lineage: Eukaryota; Metazoa; Chordata; Aves; Passeriformes; Acanthisittidae.